Messenger RNA from Equus caballus (horse), 5075 nucleotides. It is a transcript of the gene RBM15B, whose product is annotated as RNA binding motif protein 15B. Gene Ontology annotation, biological process: regulation of alternative mRNA splicing, via spliceosome. NCBI's taxonomy places the organism in Eukaryota, Metazoa, Chordata, Mammalia, Perissodactyla, Equidae. The record is from RefSeq and is a predicted model, not a curated record. Gene Ontology annotation, molecular function: mRNA binding. Gene Ontology annotation, cellular component: nucleus.
GUGGGGUUGUGCAGGACUCGGGGGAGCCUGGGAGAAGGCUGGGCUUGAUACCCAACCCUGCAGUGACUGUCUCACCCACAGGAGGGACUGGAGGCUGCACAGCUUCUUGCUAAGCGCAGGAGAUUGAGUCUGAUGUACAAGGGAGGGGCUUACCUCGGGGCUCGGUACCAGCAGCACAGGGCGUGUUGACUGUGGUUUUCUGGGAUGAUGACUUCAAUAACUGUAUGUUGAGUGCUGUCAUAUUUCUAAAGAUGCUUGGCCUGGCUACCUCCACCAAACACUGUCCAAAUCUGGCCACCUACUCACUCAUCUGAGUUUGUGGUCUAGUGUUAGUCUCAAGCCUCUGAUGCCUAAUUGGGGUUUUCCAAGACUGGCAGGAGUCGGUUUGCACAAAGAGCCAGUGAGAGGCUGCCUUUUGCCUUUUUUACCCAAGGUAAGUCUAACAGUUGAGGUCCUGAGGGUUUGUCCCCAGAGUCUGGUUGUUAGUUGCUCUCUGUGGGGUUGGUGCUUGGGAAACCCAGUUGUCAGCGUGAGCUGCGGCUUGAUGGAGACACCUCUGCUCCUUGGGCCUGCAGACACCACCUGAAAGGAAGGACUAAGAAGCAGUGCUUUCCGAGGAAUUGCUCUGACCUCAGAUCACAUCAUUUGUGCAGUUCCUAAAUUCAGUGCCUAUGGAAGGGACCGCACAGCCCACUGUGGAGUCUGGUAAUGCUUGGCGGCAGCAGUCCCACAUUUUGCACCUCUGCAGCGCUACUUCUGAGGAAAGCAAGAAGGUUGAACCACUUCGCAGGCCAAGACUUUCCCAUUUGGGGGAAUUGGACGGGCUGUUAAGAUCUGACAAGUACAGUGUCCUAAACUGAAAGGUGCUGGGAAAAUCCAUGGCUGGAGCCGGAAGUCUUAGGAGAUGGAGCUGUCUCAGCUUACCACCCUAGUCUAUGUUCCCAUGGCGCCCAUGUCCUCCAGCCCACGCGGAACAGGGGAACAGGGAAAACAGCCCAACUACUACUGCUCUAGGGCUGACUCCCAAGGUUAUCUACGGAGAGGUUAACUCCCUUAUUUCUGGAAACAGAUUUCAAGAGGUCGUGCAAUGUUACUGGUGUAUUUUCUAAGACCUCUCCCCUUGCACCUGCCUUAGUUGCUUCAGGAGCUGCUUUCUGCUUGUGGGAGGAGGGAAGAGCUAUGGUGCGCUUUUCCCCAUCCCACGGUUUCUGUGGCUGACGCUGGGUCAAGUUCUGCGAUGCUCUAGCAACUCUCCCUGAAGAAAGCAAGCUUCCCCAAGGGGCCUGGGAACCUGGGCAGGAUUCCCCCUCGCCCCACUUCACCUCACUUCCGAAGAAGAGGUGCUGCCUCUGGAGGUGGAUAAGAGGGCACCGGGCACCGAAAGGGGACUGCUGCAAAUGAACCUGAACCAGAGGAUGCCCGGACGGGGCCUAGGGAGCGGUGUGCUUCUGUGCUCCGGAUUGUCAACCCCAGACUCCGGUCAGGAGGUGCCCUGGCCGAAGGAUGGGAGUCACCCAAGCCUAGUCCUGGAAUUGGGGGGAUACCACGUAAAGAGGCCGCUGGGUCAAGGCCCGGGACCGGGGCACCCAAGGACACUCCCUGCUAUUCCUGCUCCAUCAGCGUGGAUCCCUGCCAGGAGUGGCAGGCCUAGGUCCCGCCCAGCCUGCUAGAGUCAUGGACGGUGCGAGCCAGCCCGCAUCUCUAGAGGGCUCCGAUCUCUCCGCGUAGCUGAGGCCGCGCGGUGGCGCCAGAGCUCACCGCUGGGCCGCGCUUGCCCGCCUGCUGUGGGGUCACGUGGCGCGGGGCGGCGCAGUUCGAUGACGUACGCGCAGCGCCCUUCUCGCCCCGUCUGCCGCGGGGUCACGUGGCGCGGCCGGCGCAGCUAGAUAACGCGACGCCCUGCCCCUGGUCGCUGCUCCCGCCCCGCCCCGCCGCUACCGCGCCGAGUCCUUUUGUCCAAGAUGGCGGCGCCGGGGGCGCUGCCUCUUCAGCCGCCGCCGCCGCCGCUGUGAGGGGCCUGCGGGCCGCCCGCCCGCCCGCCGCGCCGGCGCCAUGAAGAGGCAGAGCGAGCGAGACUCGAGCCCGAGCGGGCGCGGCUCGUCAUCGUCGGCCAAGCGGCCGCGAGAGCGCGAACGGGAGGCGGAGGCGGGCGGGCGGCGGGCGGCGCACAAGGCCUCGGGCGGCGCCAAGCACCCCGUUCCAACGCGGACCCGCGACAAACCCCGCGGUACCGGGGGCGGCGGGGGUGGGCAUCGCGACGGCCGCGGCGCCGGGGACGCGAAUCACCGUGUGAGCAGCGGCCGCUCCUCGGGCUCGGGCGCUGGCGGCGGGGGACGCGGCGGCAAGGCCUCGGGGGACCCGGGCGCCUCAGGUGCUUCGCCCCGCGCAUCUCCUCUGCCGCCACCGCCGCCGCCGCCCGGGGCCGAGCCCGCGGGUCCCGGUUCGUCAGCGGCCGCGCCCGAGUACAAGACGCUGCUCAUCAGCAGCCUGAGCCCUGCGCUGCCCGCCGAGCACCUCGAGGACCGGCUUUUCCAUCAGUUCAAGCGCUUCGGAGAGAUCAGCCUGCGCCUGUCGCACACGCCUGAGCUGGGCCGCGUGGCCUACGUGAACUUCCGGCACCCGCAGGACGCGCGCGAGGCCCGCCAGCACGCUCUAGCCCGCCAGCUGCUGCUCUACGACCGCCCGCUCAAGGUGGAGCCCGUGUACCUGCGUGGCGGCGGCGGCGGCGGCGGCGGGAGCAGCCGGCGAAGCAGCAGCAGCAGCGCCGCCGCCUCCACGCCGCCCCCCGGGCCACCCGCACCCACCGACCCGCUGGGCUACCUGCCGCUGCACGGCGGCUACCAGUACAAGCAGCGCUCGCUGUCCCCUGUGGCCGCCCCGCCACUGCGGGAGCCCCGCGCCCGCCACGCCGCUGCAGCCUUUGCCCUCGAUGCCGCCGCUGCCGCCGCCGCCGUAGGACUAUCUCGGGAGCGGGCCCUGGACUACUACGGGCUGUACGACGACCGCGGGCGUCCCUACGGCUACCCCGCCGUGUGUGAGGAGGACCUGAUGCCUGAGGACGACCAGCGGGCCACGCGCAACCUCUUUAUCGGGAACUUGGAUCAUAGUGUGUCUGAGGUGGAGCUGCGACGGGCCUUCGAGAAGUACGGCAUCAUUGAGGAGGUGGUCAUCAAGAGACCUGCCCGUGGCCAGGGCGGGGCAUAUGCCUUCCUCAAGUUCCAGAACCUGGACAUGGCCCACAGGGCCAAGGUGGCCAUGUCGGGCCGGGUGAUUGGCCGCAACCCCAUUAAAAUAGGUUAUGGCAAGGCCAACCCCACCACUCGCCUCUGGGUGGGUGGCCUGGGACCUAACACCUCAUUGGCGGCUCUGGCCCGGGAGUUUGAUCGCUUUGGGAGCAUUCGGACCAUUGAUCAUGUCAAAGGAGAUAGUUUUGCCUACAUCCAGUAUGAGAGCUUGGACGCAGCCCAGGCUGCUUGUGCUAAAAUGAGGGGCUUUCCCUUGGGUGGUCCAGACCGCAGACUGCGCGUGGAUUUUGCCAAAGCAGAGGAGACUCGGUAUCCCCAGCAGUACCAGCCCUCACCCCUUCCUGUGCAUUACGAGCUUCUCCCAGAUGGAUAUACCCGGCACCGAAACCUGGAUGCGGACUUGCGGGUGCGGGAUAGGACCCCCCCACACCUCUUGUACUCAGACCGAGACCGGACCUUUUUGGAAGGGGACUGGACCAGCCCCAGUAAAAGCUCUGACCGCCGAAACAGCCUGGAGGGCUACAGCCGCUCAGUGCGCAGCCGGAGUGGUGAGCGCUGGGGAGGAGAUGGGGACCGGGCCUUACCCAAGCCCUGGGAGGAGAGGCGGAAGCGGAGGAGCCUUUCCAGUGACCGCGGGAGGACAACCCACUCCCCUUACGAGGAACGGACCAGGACCAAGGGUGGUGGGCAGCAGGCAGACCGAGGCUCUGACCGCACCCCUGAGCGCAGCCGCAAGGAAAACCACUCCAGUGAAGGGACCAAGGAGUUGAGCAGCAACUCCCUCAGCAACAGCAGACAUGUUGCUGAGGAGCGGAGCCACCACCACCACCAUGAAGUUCCAGAUUCUUCCCACGGGAAGAAGACACGAGAGAGCGAGCGCAAUCAUCGGACCACUGAGGCUGAGCCCAAGGCUCUUGAAGAGCCAAAACACGAGACCAAAAAGCUCAAGAAUCUUUCGGAGUAUGCCCAGACACUGCAGCUGGGUUGGAAUGGGCUUCUAGUGUUGAAAAACAGCUGCUUCCCAACAUCUAUGCACAUCCUAGAGGGGGAUCAGGGGGUUAUCAGCGGUCUCCUCAAAGACCACACUUCUGGGAGUAAGCUGACCCAGCUGAAGAUUGCCCAGCGCCUUCGACUGGACCAACCCAAGCUCGACGAGGUCACACGGCGCAUCAAGCAGGGGAGCCCGAAUGGCUAUGCGGUGCUCCUAGCCACCCAGGCAACUCCCAGUGGGCCUAGCACUGAGGGGAUGCCCUCGGUGGAGCCAGGCCUACAGAGGCGGCUUCUCAGGAACCUAGUCUCCUACUUGAAACAGAAGCAGGCAGCAGGGGUGAUCAGCCUGCCAGUGGGGGGGUCCAAGGGCAGAGACAGCACAGGCAUGCUCUAUGCCUUCCCGCCCUGUGACUUUUCACAGCAGUACCUCCAGUCAGCACUAAGGACAUUGGGCAAGCUAGAAGAAGAACACAUGGUGAUAGUGAUAGUAAGAGACACUGCCUAGCCCAAACCUGUCUUUUCCAGCUCCAUGUUUGUGUCACAAAAGCAGUUAUUUUAAAAUCUGAUCUUCCCCCCUGCCCCCAUCCUAUCCCCUUGGUUUGAAUUCUCUGCUGGGUUAUUUUGGUUCAUUUGGUGGGUGACCAAAGUCCUGUUCCCCACCAAAACUAAGGUCUUAGGUUUGGGGGUGUUUUUUUUUACAGCGAUGAGAAGGGAAUCCUGUCAUGUUGAUUUCUAGUGUACAAGAUACUGUCUGCUGUGUUCUGUAUUUUUUUAUUUUUUGACUAAUUGUAUGGAAAGUUGUCAGUAAAGCCUUUGUCAGAGGAUGGAUUUUUAAUCCUG